Molecule: messenger RNA, 1278 nt
Organism: Brassica oleracea var. oleracea
Lineage: Eukaryota; Viridiplantae; Streptophyta; Magnoliopsida; Brassicales; Brassicaceae
Product: BES1/BZR1 homolog protein 2-like
Exons: 2
Coding region: 97-1014 (305 amino acids)
Biological process (GO): DNA-templated transcription; brassinosteroid mediated signaling pathway
Molecular function (GO): DNA-binding transcription factor activity
Source: RefSeq, a predicted model, not a curated record
AAAAGGCUCAAGUCACCGUAAUAAAGAAACGCUCUCUCCCUCGUGCGCCAGACUGACAAAGGCAGAAAGAGAUUCAGAGAGAUCAGAGCUUUUUCAAUGGCGGCAGGAGGAGGAGGAGGAGGAUCAUCGUCUGGACGAACUCCAACGUGGAAGGAGAGGGAGAACAAUAAGAGGAGAGAGAGGAGAAGAAGAGCCAUCACGGCAAAGAUUUACUCUGGUCUCAGGGGACAAGGUAACUACAAGCUUCCUAAGCACUGCGAUAACAACGAGGUUCUUAAAGCUCUUUGUCUCGAAGCUGGUUGGAUCGUCGAAGACGACGGUACCACUUAUCGCAAGGGGUCUAAGCCACCAGCUUCAGACAUGUUAGGAACAUUCAGCACGAACUCUUCAAUCCAACCAAGUCCACAAUCAUCUGCUUUCCCAAGCCCCGCACCUUCUUACCAUGGAAGUCCUGUCUCAUCUUCCUUCCCAAGCCCAUCUCGUUACGACGGUAACCCUUCCUCGUACCUUCUACUCCCUUUCCUACACAACAUCGCUUCUUCCAUUCCAGCAAACCUUCCUCCUCUUAGAAUAUCAAACAGUGCUCCUGUAACUCCGCCUCUGUCCUCUCCUACUUCUCGUGGUUCAAAGAGGAAACUCAUGACGCAACAGUUACCGAGACAUCCGCUUCUUUUCGCUAUCUCAGCUCCAUCUAGCCCUACACGCCGUGCUGGUCACCAGACACCUCCUACUAUACCAGAGUGUGACGAGUCAGAGGAGAGUUCGUUUGAGGACUCAGGAAGGUGGAUUAAUUUUCAGUCUACGGCUCCUAGCUCACCAACGUUUAAUCUUGUGAAGCAAACAUCUAUGGUUAUUGACAUGAAGAGAUCAGACUGGGGGAUGUCAGGAAUGAAUAUUAAAGGUUCAGAGUUUGAGUUUGAGAAUGGAACUGUUAAGGCAUGGGAAGGCGAAAUGAUUCAUGAAGUUGCCGUAGAAGAUCUUGAGCUCACUCUCGGCGUCACUAAAACUCGAUGAAUAUCAGUUUGAAUAUUGGUGGUGUGAUCAGUGUCUUUGUGAUCAUAAUUAACCUAUGCAAAUCUUUGGCACUGUACAGGAGCUGGCAUGGCCUAGGAAGGUCAAAACAAGGGUCGAGCCUUUUAGAUACCGUUACCAUUCUACAUUUAUACUUUAAAUGUUUUCUUUUGUGAUGAUAAUGUUAUUGGAGAUGUAAUGUAUGUUUGGUCGUCACAGGAUAAUGAAUGGGUUUUUGAUAAUAUAAGCUGUUUGAGGAUAUGAUAA